Molecule: messenger RNA, 6818 nt
Organism: Schistocerca cancellata (South American locust)
Lineage: Eukaryota; Metazoa; Arthropoda; Insecta; Orthoptera; Acrididae
Exons: 19
Coding region: 1-3390 (1129 amino acids)
Biological process (GO): signal transduction
Source: RefSeq, a predicted model, not a curated record
AUGGCAACGCGCAUGCGCGCACAGGGUGCGAGGCGCCGCGGCCGCCGGACGGAGCGCGCUCGGCCGGCAGUGUCCGCGAUGGUAGCGAGGUGCGCGGACGACGGCGGGGGCGGCUGCGGCUCGGGCCGCUGGGCGGCGGUGUACGCGUGUCUGUGCGCGCUGCUGCUGGCGCAGCUCGCCUCCUCCUGCUACCUGCUGCGCUACGUGCAGAGGGUGGACCUCGCCGACGACAGCAACGCCGUCGUGCAGGAGUCCACAGUCGAGUUCUUCGACCCCAAGCUGCGGCCCGAGAUCGAGGAGCGCGACCAGCAGCAGAGCAAGGCGUCCGGCGACAAGGGCGCCACCCCCUGGGUCUGGCUCACCUCGUACUCCAGGCUGCCGCCCCAGCGUGAGCUUGAGCCUUUGAUGGGCUACGUACUGUAUCUUUCUGAAAGGCUGCUCGACAGGGUGCCGGAAGAACAACGUAGUCUUGAUCCGCACAUCAGCUUUCACAGCCCUCUUAUGGGUUACUCGCAGACUUCUUGGACCUGCCGCAGUUCCAGUGGAGCUGAAGGCGCUGCAAUUGAGGGAACUGGCAUCCAGAAGGAGGAUGUUGAUGGAUUCCUCCACUACAACAUGAAGGUGAAAGGAGACCUCAGGAUCUACAGUCUAGAGCGAAGUGCCGAGACGCCGUGCUGUGGCUACGCUGUCGGGACGCCGGGAGCACGUGCGUCCGUUGCCACGGCGACGCGCAUGCGCAGCUGCCGCUUCUAUUGCUGGCGCGUCGGCCCCCUUUGGGAGCGGCCGGCAGUGAUCGCGAUGGUCGCGGCGAGUGGCGGGACGGGCGACCGCGCGGGCCGCUGCCCGCCGGUGUACGCGUGUCUGUGCGCGCUGCUGCUGGCGCAGCUCGCCUCCUCCUUGUACCUGCUGCGCUACGUGCAGAGGGUGGAGCGCUCCUGCUGCUGCACGCCCGAGGAAGGCGGCAGCGCGGCCGAAACAGCUCGCGUGCGCGUGCCGCGCAGCGCACAGGUGGCGGGCAAGUUCAUCGGCCAGGGGGCCAACGUCGAGUUCCUCGGUACCAACAAAACGAAGCCUGCGAACAAGACGUCCGGGGGCGACGAGGAUUGGGUUACGCUGGACACCGUCUCUAGAGUACCGCUGGUGGCGAUCCAGGGAUUCUGCAAGUCGACGCGGGAGUACUGCCCGCCGGGCGUGCCGGGGUCUCCGGGUCCUCAGGGGCCGCCCGGACUGCACGGCCAGCCCGGCGCCAAGGGGGACCGCGGCGAGCGGGGGUUCCCCGGCGAGCCCGGCUCCAGGGGACUCCCCGGCGUGGCGGGGUUGCCCGGUCCCCGCGGCCCCAAGGGCGAACUCGGCUACCCUGGUCCUCCCGGGCUGGACGGCCGAGACGGAGUGCCCGGAGAGCCCGGCCUGGACGGGCUGCCCGGCCGCAACGGGCUGGACGGGGUGCCCGGCAGGCCGGGAACGGACGGUGUGCCGGGGACGCCUGGCACGCCAGGCAGGAACGGCACCGACGGACUCCCAGGACUGCCGGGACCAAUUGGACCACCUGGGCCGAAGGGACCGAGAGGUAUCGCUGGUCCACGCGGGCGUUCUGGUAAGCCGGGCACCAACGGGAUCCCCGGCACUCCGGGCAUCAACACGUGGAAGGUGCGCGUCAACGGCACCAUCAGCAACGAGCUGCUCAUCCCGCCCUCUAUCACAGGUUCAGGAUCGAUGGAGAGGAAGGACCCAACGGCGGUGCACGAGGGCGACAACGUGCGCAUCAGCUGCGGCGCCGCCGGCAACCCCCGGCCGCACGUCGAGUGGCGCAAACUGGAUGGCGCGCCCAUCCCACUGGGCUCCUGGCAGACCGUGUCGGUGUCUGGCUACACGCUGAACCUGACCCGCGUGUCGCGGGCGCACAUGGGCGUCUACCAGUGCAUCGCAGACAACGGCAUCCCGCCGCCCGCCAACAAGACGUAUCGCCUCGAGGUACACUUCCCGCCGCUGAUCCGCAUCCACAGGCAGCUGGUGGGCGUGGUCAACGGUUCGACGGGGGUGCUGGAGUGCGACGUGGAGGCGUUCCCGGACCCUGUCUGCUAUUGGGAGCGCGAGGACGGCCGCCUCAUUGAGCCCGGCCAUAAGUUCGUCACCAGCCUCUCCGACAGGGACCGCUACAAGAUGCGGAUGCAGCUGAACAUCACGCGCGUCUACCCGCCAGACCACGGGAAGUACCACUGCGUGGCCAAGAAUGAGAUGGGCAUCACCAGGGGUGUCUUCAACGUCUACGGAGUGGACCCGCGGCUGGCGACGCCGCCGCCGGUGCUGGCGUCGCUGCCGGGGGCCGUGGUGUACGGCGAGGGCCCGCCGCCGCCGCUCGACCUGGACGACCUCUGCCCCGCCCCCCAGCCCUGCCCAGAGUGCCCCAGGGCGGGCCGCUGCCUCGGCGGCGACCUCUCGCUGCUCAAGCUGGUCGGCGGCCGGCUCGACAUCCGCGGCUUCGAGAACGUCACCGUGCCCGGCCUGCCCAACAGGACCACCGACUGCCUGCUGUACGCCAUCGGGAAGCCCGUGUACCAUCGGUGGACGGACAUGACUUAUGGCAGUUGGAUGCGAGACGCCAUGCCGCGGCCUGAAGCUAACGCGGAGAAAUUCUGGGUCACCAACGAAACUGACCCGUACCACCUGUACGAAUUCGCCAACAAGACUUCCUUCAGCAAGGACGUACCGACCAAGGUCUAUAAGCUCGACCACCCAUUCAAGGGCAACGCGCACGUGGUGUACAACGGGUCGUUCUUCUACCACGAGCGCGACCAGCGGCGCGUGCUGCGCUACGAGCUGUCCACGGGCCACUACACGCCGCUGGACGUGCCGCUGGUCGCCACCAACGGCUCCAACUAUCUCUACUCCACCGACCACAACUACAUCGACUUCUCCGUGGACGACAACGGCCUCUGGCUCAUCUACGCCCUGCCAGAUAUCAACAACACCAUCGUCAUGAAGGUAGACACGUCGACGAUGCAGAAGCAAUACAUGUGGAACAUCAGCGUGAACCACCACGAAGUGGGCGAGAUGUUCGUCGUGUGUGGCGUGCUGUACGCCGUGAACAGCGUCACCGACCGCAUCACAAAGAUAGCUUUUGCCCUUGACCUAUAUACGAACAAUCUACAGGACGUGAAUCUCAACUUCACUAACCCAUUCAGGAGGACAACAAUGAUCGGAUAUAACCACAGAAACAAGGAGCUGUUCACGUGGGACAAGGGCAACCAGCUGACGUACCCGGUGCGCUACCACGAGAUGGGCUACCACCUGAACGCCACGUCAUCCGGAGGUGGCAGCGGGAGCGUCGAGGACCGCAGCGAUUCCGAUACCUCUAGCGGCCAGGUGCACACCGGCAUCGAGGUGUCGUAGCCGCUCCAACUGCAGCCGCCGCUGCCGCACCACCACAACCAACACCGCUGAGUGGUUACCGCGGUGCUACGCGGCUGCCCGGGCACUGGCUGGCAGUGCCCGCAGCGUGGGGGGCACUGUGCACCUCACAGGAGGCGCGUGGGGGCGGUAGCAGGGGCACCGAGGGGGGGAUACGGACACUGCGCUGUUCGUAAGAUGCCGCAGACUCUACUGGUUUGCAUACUGGUUUUCCCUCCCAUUCUUAAUCCACCGGAAAAUUAUUUCCUUUCAUUGCUCUGCACCCGUCAGACAACCGCGGACUGCUUAAUUGAGCAUAACAGGCUACAGAACUACGACAUAUUUAUCUUGGGGAGACGACAGUCAUUGAUCUAUCAUGUUAAGAAUUCUUUACUUCUAGACACAAUCAUGCAUCUAUUUUCAUAUCAAUGGUGUCAAUAGAAUCAAACGAUUUUUGGAGAUAAAUAUAAAAAAUAAACCUCUUUAUAGACUGGCAUAAUGAUAUUUAUGGACAUCCAAUAUCAUGCAGGAAAACGUGUCAGCAACUUCCUUUUAUUAAAAUUACUACUGGUACUUCUAUCGAAGCUGCGUGGAGAAAAAUCUUUUAUAUGCAUUUACUAGUUUUGGGCACGAAAUCCAUUAUAAAAACAUCUCUUUCGUCAUGAGCAUUGACACGUAAUGCAACCAGUACAUUUGCAGACAGCCAAAACUGGAAAUAGUGAGUAACAUUUACGACCUCAUUUACAGAGUAUUAUCAAUCUUCCUAGCCACGUAGCACCAGUUAACUGUUGUAUUAUGUAUCAGUACAUACGAUGAAAUCAACUGUUUGAUAAUGGGCGUCGCGUCCGAAACUAAUCACCGUAAAUAAAGGAUUUUUCCCCCGCAGCUUCGGCAGAAUUAUAAAUAAUAAUUUUAAUAAUGAUAUGUAUUCAGUAUUACUCACGAUGAUUCAGUAGUGAUGUUACACACUUUCAGGGAUGGUAAAGAAAGGUAAAUAUAUUAAUUUUAAAAAGGGAAUCCUGGUCCAAAAACGAUGGAGUCGAAUGUUAUAAGCGAUUAUCGUCCUUCGAUAAGGACAGAAUCUGAAGAUAGAGUUGAAGCUCAAUAUUUUCCCAUAUUUGAUCUGCUAGAUUUUAUACUGGGUGUAUCGUAAUUAAUACCGAGAACUGAGACAGGUGGAAGUGCACGACAAUAGAAGCAAAAACGUUCCACCAAACACGAACCUCCAAGCGAAACGUUUUCCACCUAAUUGUGAAUACUGACUUCAGUAUAAAUUACUUUCCUUGUUGGUAGAAACGUAUACGCAGUGUAAAUGUUUUGGUUAAGUCCCCGAAGACUUAGGCGCAAAUUUCACCCCAUCACUUCGAAAAUCGAUCUGAUACCGCUGACAAUGGAAUAAACGUACCACCACCAUUGUGGCUAAGAUUAUAGGGUAAUAAAAUUUCAGAGAUAGUAGUAUGCACCAAAAGAAGAAAAAGAGUAUGGUAUACAUUUGCUCUGAAAUUCAUCCCUUAAAGCUAUGGACAGUUGUUCAUCUUCCCUGUUGUGAAACACAUCUCCUGUACUGCAAGCUCUUUGCUUUCCAUAUUUUAAAAGAGGUAGUAUGGACCAACACAAGAAAUAAUAACCAGUAAAUAUCGGGUGUCAAAUUCAUCCCGUAGAAGCUAUGGAUACUUGUUUAGUAGAAGAGAUAUGGUUCAAAGUAGCAGGAUGAACAGAUGCUCAUUGCUCUUAAAGUAUGCAUUUUAGAGACUAUGUUUACCUGCCAUUUUUUUCUUCUUUUGGUCCAUACUUACACCUCUGAAAGUUGCCAUCCUUAUAAUCUUAGCAACCACAGUACUGGUACAUAUAUUUUACUGUCAGAGUUGUCGGAACAAUUUUCGCUUAUAACUUUUGAAUCGAUCGUUUCCAGACUAAGGCUCCUUACCUCAGAUUAACACAUUUACCCUUCUUCGUCAUCCCCCAAACUUCGUAAUAUCACCACGGAAUACCCAUAUCCUCGUAGAGGACCUCGCGUUGUCAUUAAGUUAACAUGCUCUGCUAGAUUUUAUACUGGGCGUAUUGUAAUUAAUACCCAAAACUGAGACAGGUAAAGUGCCCGACACUAGAAGCAAAAACGUUCCACCAAAAACGAAUCUCCAAGCGACACGUUUGCCACAUAAUUGUGAAUUAUGACUUCACUAUAAAUUACUGUCCUUGUUGGUAGAAAUGUAUGCGAAAUGUAAACGUUUUGGUUAAGUCCCCGAGGACUUAGGCGCAGAUUUCACCCUCGGUCUACCUUAGCAAGAAAUAGAAUACUACUUCAGCCCAUUGUGUGGUACAUUUUCCUGUAUACUGGUACCAGUUGAAGGAGGGGUCUCGCGUGUCGCCCUCGGACUUGGAUGCAACUCUAUACUCGUCUCUGCAGUGAGAUAAAAAUUGUCUAUGACACCCCCUGGAUGAUCUCGUAAUUCUUGAAAAGGUUGAAAAAUUCUCUGCUCAGUUCUUGAACCGGAUCAAUGAAAGAGGUCUUCACAUCACUCCCAAGAAGGCCCUAAAAAGAAAAAUAUAGAGGAUUGAUGUCAAAUGAUCUUGGAUAUAAAGACGUGGCUCCUGUUAGACAAGUCCAUCACUGACCAUAUCGGGCGCCACAUGUCGUCGUCUUACGUAAGCAGCAGAAAGUGUCGGUGGCCGCAUACAUCUGCCACGUUCCGCAACCGUGGACAGCUGGAGAAAUUCGAGCCUAAUUAGAAGAGAAAUUAAUCGAAAAGUUUAUAUUUCACGCACAUUUCUACUAAGUAGGGUGAUACUUCCUACUGAAGUCAGCGGCGACUCACAAUCACAAAUUCACAGUUGAUUUGUAAACUCUUGUUCAUUGGUAAGUUUUUGCUUUUAUUAUCUUACACUUUACCAGCGUCAUUGUACACUCUUAAUUAUGAUUCAUCAGCUACAGCAGAAAUUUGUCACUUUUUUUGUUACGCUAUUUUUCUUAAUAUGUUGCUAACCUAUCCCAUGAUAUCCUCUUCAGCUCUUGUUCGCUAGUGUUUUUCUAUUUCUGCUACUUAAAUACAAGUAGCCAUUUCGCGUUGUGCUGGUUCAGUGGAAGAGGAGAGAUAAUUUCCCACAGUAGCCUAUGUACACAGCUUCGAAAACGUAGCCAAACAUGUGUGCCAGAGCAGACGAAAGAAUCCAACUCCCUUUCUGCUCCGCUCCAUACUAUCAUUACAGGUGUGUGUGCCCCUCCAUACCAGUACGAAUCAUUUGAACCGAAGUCUAUACGGUGUGCAAACAGUUUGCAAUCAAGAGUUAAGGAAAAUGACUCACCAUUAAUAUAAAAGACUUAUUUGGAUGGAUGUUAUAUUCUGAUAUCAUUAUUCUUUGUACAAAAACUGUAUUAUAGUACCUUAACAUUUGUAUGUAACCAAUUGACACGACUACAAUAAAAUAUAAUU